Messenger RNA from Parascedosporium putredinis, 1416 nucleotides. NCBI's taxonomy places the organism in Eukaryota, Fungi, Ascomycota, Sordariomycetes, Microascales, Microascaceae. The record is from the annotation of a GenBank genome assembly.
AUGUCGACCGCCGCACCCACUCCGAGGUUAAACAUCGACAACAUCAACCAGAAUGUUGUCAGGGCCCAGUACGCCGUGAGGGGCGAGCUCGCUGUCAAGUCCGAGCUCUUCCGCGCCAAGCUCGCCCGCGGUGACGCCGACCUCCCCUUCAACCAGGUCAUCUCGGCCAACAUUGGCAACCCUCAGCAGCUUGACCAGAAGCCCAUCACCUUCUUCCGCCAGGUUGCCAGUCUUCUCGAGAACCCCAAGCUCCUCGAGCACCAGGAUGUCCUGCUCAAGUCCCUCGGCUACCAGACCGAUGUCAUUGAGCGUGCUCAGUGGCUUCUCAGCCAGUGCCAGUCCGUCGGUGCUUACAGUGCAAGCGCUGGUGUUCCUGCCAUCAAGCAGAGCGUUGCCAACUUCCUCGAGAGGCGAGAUGGCUUCCCCGCUGACGCGGCCCACAUCUAUCUUUCCGGUGGUGCUUCUUCCGGUGUCAAUACCCUCCUAAACAUCCUCUGCGCCGACAAGAACAGCGGCAUCCUCGUCCCCAUUCCCCAGUACCCUCUUUACACCGCCAGCUUGGCCGUUCUCGACGCCGUGUGCGUGCCCUAUUACCUGGACGAGGCCAGGCUUUGGGGUACCGAUCUUGAGGCCAUCAAGACCUCGUAUGAGAAGGCCAAGGCCGAAGGUGUCGAUACUCGUGCCAUUGUCAUCAUCAACCCCGGUAACCCCACCGGUGCCUCGCUUCCCGAGGCCGACAUCCGCUCCGUCAUCGAGUUCGCUCGCCAGGAGAACCUUGUUCUCAUUGCUGACGAGGUCUACCAGACCAACGUGUUCUCCGGCGAGUUCCACUCCUUCAAGGCCGUUCUCCGACGCAUGCAGCAAGAACAGCCUGGCACCUACGACCACCUCGAACUUGCCUCCCUCCACUCCAUCUCCAAGGGUAUGGUUGGCGAGUGUGGCCACCGUGGUGGUUACUUCGAGCUUGUCGGCUUCAACCCCCUCGUCGAGGCUGAGAUCUACAAGUUCGUUUCCAUCACCCUCUGCGCCCCCGAGGGUGAGCCCUCGUACGAGCUCUACAACCAAGAGUACAACUCCAUCUUCAACGGCCUCAAGGAGCGCGCUUUCGCUCUUCACGCCGCCUUCUCCCAGAUGGAAGGUGUCGAGUGCGGCGAGCCUCAAGGUUCCAUGUACCUCUUCCCCACCAUUAAGUUGCCCGCCAAGGCUGCCGAGGCUGCCGCCGCCGAGGGCCGCACUGCUGAUGAGUUCUACUGCAUGAGGCUCCUCGAAGCCACCGGCAUCUGCGUCGUCCCCGGCUCCGGCUUCGGCCAGCGCGAGGGCACCCUCCACUUCAGGACCACUUUCCUCGCCCCUGGCACCGAGUGGGUUGGUAACAUUAUCAAGUUCCACAAGGAGUUCAUGGACCAGUACCGUUAA